ACCCAGGAUUCCCUUGAAGCUGCUCUCCAGGAAAAAAGAGAAAUGUUACAAGAUUUUAUUUGCACCUCGCUCACAGGAUAGGAUCAGCUCGUCAGCGCUGCCGUAUUUAUCUUGUAUCAUCGAUCCGCUGUUGUGUGUGUUUUUUAAGGAGAUGCCGAAACGAGGAAGAAAAGUGAGGCAGAUUUUGUCGGGAACAGACAGUUUGAAAGAACAAGACGCGUUUUAGGAAGAGUCGAUUUAGUCCUCAUUUUAUUUUUAUUAAUUUAUCAUCUUUCUUUUUUAAUACGGGAGCAUUCGUGCAUAGAAGAAUUGCAAAGUAGCCCGUUUAUCUCUCUGGCUGCAUCAAUUUUAAUAUGAGCUGAUCACUGUCUGAACGGCUAUGAAGUAAAAGUUUCAUAUGUCUUUUUUUUAUGACAUGGCAUGCUUCACAUCUUGCUUACAGUAAUCUGCUUCAGGCUAUGCAUUAAAACCAAAGGCGAUUUACAAGCUGCAUUCUUGGUUCAACACGCAGCCCUGUGAAAUAUGAUUUUACUCAUAUUUGUUUUGUCGAAAAUAUAUAUUUAAACAAAUAAAACGACGGGAGGUGAAGUUUUUUUUUGGGAGGUGGGGUUUUCCUGUUCAUUUGCUUGAGAUUUCUGUUUAUCAAGGACAGUAGCAAAGGGUCUGUCUCAAAACUCCGGAGCGCUAGGAUAUAUGAAGAUCGCGACACAGUUGGUUUCCCCUCGCAGAAAUGCCAGUGCGUGCUGUGACCACCAGGUUCAUGUACAAGGGACUUUGCACUAUUCCAGAUGUCCUCACCUACCGGACCCCUGUUAUCCUGCCCGAGGAUGAGGUGGAAGAAAUUCGUGAGGCUUUCAAAGUAUUCGACCGAGAUGGGAACGGUUUCAUCUCAAAGCAGGAGCUGGGGAUGGCCAUGCGCUCUCUGGGCUACAUGCCCAACGAGGUGGAGCUGGAGGUUAUCAUCCAAAGACUUGACAUAGAUGGUGACGGUCAAGUUGGCUUUGAUGAAUUCGUCACAUUGCUUGGUCCUAAACUCUCGGCUGCUGGGAUGCCUGAUAAGUUCCACGGAGCUGACUUUGAUUCAGUGUUUUGGAAGUGCGACAUGCAGAAACUGACUGUGGACGAGCUUAAGAGACUGCUUUACGAUACUUUCCGUGACCACCUCACCAUGAAAGACAUUGAGAACAUCAUCAUGACCGAGGAGAGCCACCUAAACAGUCCAGAGUCCCACGUGGACAUUGACACAAGCCCAACACAACAGGAGAAACACACGUGUGUGCGUAAAAGCCUGAUUUGUGCCUUCGCCAUUGCGUUCAUCAUCAGCGUUAUGCUCAUCGCAGCCAAUCAAAUGCUCCGCAGAGGAAUGAAGUAAAUCACUACACCAAUUGGUUACGAAGAGAUUUAAGGAUGGACGAUGAAAAAUCAAACAUUAACCAAAAUACUUGACUGUUUUUUGGUUUCGUUCAAUGUUUCCAACACCCACAACUUCUCUAUACUGGACAAAAUGAUGUCACACAGUGGUUUUGUAUGACCACCAAUCACUGCAUACCAUAGUAAAAAGGAAAGAACGACAUUUCAAGGGCUGAUUAGUAUCCUAAGUACCCCAGUAUCCUAAAAAAGAAAUAUGUCACUGAUUCAAACUUCUGAUGUUUUCUAAGAAAUCACAUAGGAGAGCAGGCUGCAGAAGUGUGUGCCGUAGUAAUAGCUGUGCUGUGUCUAAUAUAUCAAAAACAAAUAAUGUUGUUGAUGAGAACUCUGCCAUUUGGAAUGCACCCAGUAAUAUUACUGAUGAUAGUAAUAAAGCAAUACAAACGUGUUGAUGGGCUGCAUAUUAAGUAGCUUUAAAUCACUUAGGGAAAACAUAAGGAUAAAUGACUGGGCACUGCAUAAUGUGUCUCUUUUAAGUCUCUUGUUUGUUUUAGUGCCAAGAUUUCCGGUCCAGAAGUCCAACUCACAUCCAGUUUAACAUACUUUGCUGAACCAGCACCAUCUGUGAUCUGAAUCUUAAGAAAAGAUUAGCACCAAUACUUCAAAACACAAAUCUGUUGAAUGGAAUAUUUAAAGGCCCUUGAUAAGUUUUUUGCCAUGCUAGCCACAAGGCUCUGGGGACGACACUGUCACCACUGAAAUAUCUGGAUGACUGCUGUAUAAAGUUUUGUACAGACUCGCAUUGUUCCUACAGAAUGACUCUUACUGACUUUGGUGAUUCCCCUGACUUCCCCUGUAAUGCCACUAGCAGAUCAAAGUGUUCAGUUAUCCUUUGAAAUCUCAACAUCCACAGGAUAAAUUGGCACAAAAUUUGGUACAGACUCUUAUGGUUCCCGAGGGAUGUGACCCAAUGACUUUGGUGAUCCCCUGAUCUUUUCCUUUAGUGUCACCUUGAGGUUGAUAUUUGCAGCUUUGAGUGAAAUGUCUCAACAACUAUUGGCUUGAUUGUCGUGGAAUUCAGACAUUUAUGUUCCCCUCAGGAUGGUCUGUGAUAACUUUGGUGGCAUUUUUGUGACAUUUCAUAUAGCGCCGUCAUCCAGUCAGCUUUGUUUAUUUGUCCGAUACUUUUGUUGAUGACCGAAUACCUGUUGAAACUAAGAACAUCAGCUUCACAGGGCUGCAUAGCUGUAGCCUCUUGGUGUCGUUAAGAUAUUGCAAAGCUGCAAACAGCUGUAGGACAACAUGCAAAUCUGUCAGGUGCCCUGCUUUGUCACUUUUAUUAGAUGCUAGAAGCUUAAAUCAUUGAAUAUUUUGUAAAACAUCAUAUCAUGUUAUCACCCAACAAGUCCCAGCUCAGCUUAAACUGAAAGAAGAGCCUAUGAUUUAAAAGCAAAGACGUGAAAAGAAGGGGAAAAAGUCAGUCCUCCCAAGUUUCCCACCAUGACAAUGAGUAAUAAAUUAACUGGUGAACAAGCACAUGAACACACUGGACAACACUGCUGAAAAGAAGGAUGGAAAACAGAGACAUGUGUAAACCACAUGCUGUGCAUUCCAGUCAGCUGAUCCCACGGGCUAUUUCUAAAGAUGUCACGGUUUCCUAAAAAUUAAUUGGUUUGUUUAAAAGCUCAGAGCGAGCCUUCCUGGCUGAACAGCUUGGGGUUGAUUUGUAAAUCAAACAGCUAAAAAUGUAGGUUGAAAAAUUAAGCCGCAGUGAACAAUAAAGUCAAAAUAAAAGGCAGGACACAGACGGAUAUCACAUAAUCCCCUCUAAGAGAUAUCAGACAAGAGUGUGAGCAUAGGUAUUUAUGCAAAAAAAAAGCCCAAACGUCAAGACAAAUGACCGUCACACAACUUGUAAAACAUGUUUCAUACUCACAGUCUGCCAGCGAUACAUGCACAAUGCUGCAUAUUCCAAAUCUGAGCACUUAGGCACCAAAAUAAGUCAUAAUGAGUGACAGUGAAAGAUUUGCUGCGUGACCUGAACUACCAGCUGUGAAUAAAGUUUAUAGCUUCAAGAAAAGUAGGUAUUAACUGUAUUAUUAUUUCUAGCAAAUGAGAAUGAAGGAUAUCCAGUUCACACGACACACUUGCAUGUACAUUACAAUAGAAAUAUAUGUGUGUUCUAUGUGUGUGAGAUCAAAUUUUGACUCUGAUGUAUGUAUUAAAAAUAAUUAUGCAAUUUGUAUCGUAAUCAUUGCAAAAAAAAAAAAAUCUCAGUAUUUGACAUUUUCCUGUAAAUGUCGAUUUUUGUGGACGUGCAGACAAUAUCGAAAAACACUCAAUCCUUUGCAGUAUGCUGUGAACAAUAAUUUAACAUAUCAUGAAAAGUGUUGUUUUCUGGCUUUACAUGGACCACCAAAACAACACAUUGUUUAAAGUAUAACAUGGUUAUAUUUUCUUACUUGGAAAAGUGAUACAUUAAAUCUAUGUGGAUUUUAUUAUGAAUGUAAACAUGAUGUUUUGUAUAAAAACAAUAGGGGGGAAAAACGUACAAAAAAAAAUAUCAGGUUUCUGAUAUAAUUUCCAGGUCGACUGGACGUUCAGAUACAAGUUCUUGUGUGUAUUAAGGCCAUGCACUUACAUUAACUUUUCUGAUUGGUUAAGAUUCAUUUUUCUGAAUGUUUUCUCCAACAAAUAUUUGUCAGAUUUGACAAGUUUUACAAAAUGCUCUAUAUUUUUUCUUGCUCUUUUUAUCUUAAAGUUUAUCAAAGCUAUAUCACAGGAGGAAGCGUGCGAGACGGCGAGUAUCAUCCUGGCAAUAAAGCAGAUAUUUUAUCUCGUAGCUAAAUAGUAGCUGUUUAUGUAUGAACUACUUAUAUGACAUCACAUUACCUCUUUGUGUGGACAUAUCAUGUAAGGUAUGGGUUUUGUGUGAAUGUAGAAUAUAGUUAUUGUGUCAAAUCUUGUCUUAAGACAUAUAAGUAAUUAUUGUGUCCUAUUCUGUAUGUUACAGUGCUUUAAUGGGCAGAUUUAUGUACACUCUGUUGACGGAUUGUCUUAAUUGUUGUUAUGACUUUGAUUUGGACUGUAGACGUCUCCUGUUCUGUGCCUUUGUCAUUUGGAGUAACAACUGCGCUCUCAUGCCUUGACUUACUUCUGAAAGUCUUUUAGAAAGAAGGAAAAUCCAUUUUACAAAAUUGCCACUUUUAACAGAAAUGAAUCUGAUGCUAAAUGUAUUUUUCAAACUUAAAUAAUCAAUCAGUAACUAAAGUCCCAAUAAAUAUUCAUGUAUUAUCUUUCUCUCUCCCCUGUUCUUAGUAAAACUUGUAGUUAAUAUUUGUAUCAUCCAGCUGUGUGACAUUACGAGUAAUUUUAACGUCUAGACGGAGAAAAUCCAGCAGUUUUAUUUCUGUAACUGUUAUUGCACAUGUAGAGGUUACUGCAUCAGUUAUACACUAAUGUAAGUGGUGUCUAGAUGCAUGUAGUCCAAUAAAAACAAAGGCACUAAAAAUGAA
Molecule: messenger RNA, 4883 nt
Organism: Epinephelus lanceolatus (giant grouper)
Lineage: Eukaryota; Metazoa; Chordata; Actinopteri; Perciformes; Serranidae
Gene: cabp7b
Product: calcium binding protein 7b
Cellular component (GO): trans-Golgi network membrane
Molecular function (GO): calcium ion binding
Source: RefSeq, a predicted model, not a curated record